AUGGCGUGCCCUGCAGCCCUUCCACUCUCUCCGGAGCGCAGGGCGCGGCCCAUGCGGCCCAAACGCAGUGCGAGCUUGAACCGAAGCAGCUUGUCCCUGCAUUCCCUGGCCGCAGAGGAGGCGCCAGCGCCGGCACCAUCGGCUUCGCGCCGGAUGACAAAGGGAAGUUGGAUGCGAAAUCGGAGCCAAAUCUCGCUCCAUGGUUAUCCUCAGGACAUGUCGGGCUUGUGUGACUGCGCUUCCGAGAGCACGCUGUCCUCAAGAAUGCAUCUGUGGCCUGGGCAGGGGCCUGAACAAAAAGGCCAGUCCGCCGAGUACCGGCCGAUGAGGCGAGCGGCGAGCGCCGCACCGAGAUCUUCCUUGCGAAGUGGAGGUCAGCUUGGUGAGGCGAGCACCAGCGAAUUUGCCAGGAGAUCAUCGAGACGCCCGUCCUUCGAGCCUCCGCCCCGGCUGAAGCCUAGCGAGGAGGCCAGCACGACUGAUCCUUCCAGCCAGGGGUCCAAAGGGGCCUCGGAUGUCUCCAGCAGAGGCGAAGGCAAGGAAGCCACAGGCCUUGCUGAGGCUAAGGCCACAACCGCAAGCAUCGCCGCAAGGGUGGCUGCGCGCUUCAGCGACCGGCCGGCGGGCGUCACCUCGGCAUCUACUGCCCUCGAGGACAUGUUCAUCCAAAGCCCCGAUAAAAGGCAUCGAAAGGAAGCUCCGAUCAGGCCGUGCGCUGAUGGCAUGGCGGGCCGGGCCAGCAACUGCUGGGUCCAGGAGCCGCGGCCUUCGAAGUGGCAGGGGCCCUCUCCGCCUACCCGCGCUGAAAACCUCUCCCUGCACCGCGGGAGUCAAGCUUUGCCGAGCGGUCGGAUGAGCCUGCGCAAGGAACGGACCACGUCAGCGGAUUACGGGCGCGCAUACACAUUGCGACAAGACACGCCCUGCGCUGGAGUGCCCAGCCCCCAUGCCACGCGCCGUGCACCGACUCCGGAGCGCCGGAACGAGGCCCGUGCGAAAUGUCUCUACAUCACAUCGCACAAGGACUAUGGAAACAUGUACCAGAAAAUGCCGUGA
Symbiodinium sp. CCMP2592 is the source of this 1056-nucleotide messenger RNA. NCBI's taxonomy places the organism in Eukaryota, Dinophyceae, Suessiales, Symbiodiniaceae. The record is from the annotation of a GenBank genome assembly.